UGAAAAGUCUGUCUUUCCCCUGUCCGACAUGAAAACAACAGCAGUCACCGAUCUCUCAUGAUCUUUGACGAAAAACUGGAACGAAAUCUGUAGAUUUUUCAGCAUGUCUGAAACAGACUUAGAGACAAGUUUAGAUACCAGUUAUGGCUCCUGUGAGUCCGAUUUUUUUCAGGAUAAGUCAAACAUUUCCAAACCCAACCCGAAACGUAAGAAAACUGAUCAUUUCCUGCACAAGCUGUAUUGUCGUGAGAGUGGCUUGUCCCAGUUGAAACCAACAUUUCCCACUCCUCCAGCCCGUCUGAAAUUUCCUCUGCACAAAACUCUUCCUACAGCAACAUUACACAGCCAUAUCUUCCUUGGAAUAUCAUCAUGUGGGCAACUGCUCAUAACUUACACAUACACUACUGACUUUGAUGAUCGACCCAUUUCAUUCAAUACAAUUUUUAAGUAUCGAUUACAUUGGUGGGCCUUUGUGCCUUAUGCAGAGGCACGCAAAGUAGCUGAAGUUACACUCUUUGGAAACUACAAUGUGUAUUCCCCUCUUUACCUGGCUUAUUGUCAGUGGCCUAGAGACUCAUCCAAAAUUGUGGUUUUUGGACGAAGCAAUGAGUCUUUUAAUGGUCUUGUGACUCAAAACAUCAGAUCAUAUGUAACAGUGACAGCAGUACCCUCCUUGCAAAACUGUCAAGAAUGCCAGAAAGUUGCUGCAUCAUUUGAAGAAGAGGAUAUUGCUGCUAGCUGGGAUAGCUGUGCCAGAUUGAACUGCCUCAUGCAUGGUCUUACUGUUCAUACGUCAUUUGAUAUGGCUCCACCUUACCCAAAUUUUGUUGCAACCACUAGCAUGAAAAGCACUGGCCGGGUUGUCUUAAACUCUGGAAACUUUCUUCAUGUAUUGAGAGUUGGUCUCGAAAAUGUGUUUGAGACAAAAUCAACCAAAAAGUCCUCAGAUUCAUGUAACAUGCAGUCUGAGCAGUUUAUUUUUCGCUCUAGAUCUCUGGCAUCUUCAAACUUGAAUGUUCGCUUUAGCGAGUAUCAGAAUCAGACACUUAUUGGUUUGGAUCCUACAUCACUAACUGGAACUGCCACCUUGGAUCAUGCCAGUGAUUCACACAGCAUAGUCGAUGAACUUAACAUAAUCUCUCAGGGGUACAUUGGUUUGUCUUCAACUCAAAACAUCUGCAGCAGAACUGACUCAUUGACUUUAGAAACAGAUAGUGAUGCCAGUAGCCAAAGGUCAGCAAUUAUGAGCCCUCCACUUCGACGAAGAGCCCAUACCAAUAUGCCUCAGAGAAGUCAGCAAGGUCGCUUGAGUAGUAAAGCAGAUGCCGGAAAAGCAUAUGAUUUUAAUGCACAAAGAGAGGAUGAAAGAAUCUGUGAAAGCCUCAGCUCUUUCAGAAAACGAUGUUUAGCUGACAAAAAGUAUGAGUUUAGUGAAGAGGACACAGAGGACUGUGAAAACAUUGUACCAUUUCGAUUAAGUCGGCACUCGGAAGUUUCAAUUUUACCCUCUUCAGCCUAUCCUCUGCCUCCUUCUCCUUUAACUUUUACCACCAAGGACCGUAAUUCCUCAAGAAGUUCAAGUUCGUUGGGUGAUCCUUCUGAUGGACCUUCGACUUUGCGGUGGAAAAGUUUUGCUAAAAUUGGAAGUGGGCAUGGUGAAACAUCUGACACAAAUUCUUCUGGAUCAAUAUUUAUUGAUCCAAAUGUAGAACCUGAUAAAGUUGUGCUGCGACCUCACAACCGCAACCAUCCCCUACUGUCACCCAGGGAGCAAGAAAUCCCUCGGGAAAUUACUAAAAAGCCCUGCCAAUCUCAUGCAGAAGUUUCAAAUCUUUCUUCUUCUGCCCACUCCUUGCCUCCUGCACUAUUGGCUUUAAUUUCCACAGAUGCACGAUCUAGAUGUUCGUUGGUUGAUCCUUCCGAUGGAUCCUCUACUCUUCGCUGGAAAAGUUUUGCUCAAAUUGGCAGUGGGCAUGGUGAAACAUCCGAUUCCAAUUCUUCUGGAUCAAUAUUUUUAGACCCAAAUGUGGAACCUGAUAAAGUUGUACUCCGACCUCACAACCGCAACCAUCCCCUUCUAUCACCUAGAGAACAGGAUAUGCCUAGAGAAUCAAACAAAAAACAUUUGUCAUUUGCAGACAAUGCAAAUCUUUCAUUAACGCAGCCACUCUUGUCUCCCCCCCAACCUCGACUGGGUCCUGACAAAGGUGAAAGUUCCCAUUUAGAUAAUACCAGUGGUGAGCCAAGUGGAGUGGAUUCAGCCAGGAGUAUGUUCCCAACAAAAAGUAUUAACUCCUUCAAACACUCAGAUACCUCAAAGAAUGUGUGUACCAGUGUUGAGCCCAGUGCGGUGGAUUCGGCCAGGAGUAUGUUCUCAACAAAGAGUACUAGCUCCACUAAACACACAGAUACCUCAAAAAGUGUGGAUACAGUAAAACUUAUGGAUGCUUCAAAACGUGUUAAUUCCUCAGAGGCAGAGUUUUCAUGGUCAAAAGGUGGAUGCACUGUGCAGUUUGAACGCCGCUUCAUAGAAGUCGAUGACGAGCUUGUGUCUGUUAUAACAGAUAUAGAAGAUGAUGAUGAAAGUGGUGGAACUGGUUUUCACAGUGCUCUUCCUCUUGAGGUCCAUGGUACUGGUUAUGUACAGAUGCAGAUGAUUUCUAAUUCUAAGGCUGAGAAGUUGAUGGCACCUUGUGCUCUGGUUCAUCAGAUGAGCUUUGAUAUUGAGCAAUUUUGUCAUGAAGUCGCAGAAGUCUUAUGUGAAAAAGCAGGAAUGAAAUUCUGGUACUGCAAUAAUUAUGAUGUGGAAAUUGUUGAUGUGUGUCCACAGUCAGCUGAUGUAAUAUGUUUAGCUUAUAUGAAGAUUAAAGCUACCUUAAAAUUAAAAGGUGCUCCAAAAAGCAAAAGGCUAACAAAUGAUCGUCAGCAAUACCAGACCAGUUGUCUGUUUGUGUGGAAUAUGAAUACAAGCAUGUACAGAGUUGAGAGAGCGGGCGACCUGGAUCGGCUGGAGACAAAUUCUCAAGACGAAGCAGAGCUAUCAGAUCUGAGAGAUAUUCAAUUUGCUGCCAGUAGUCCAGAACAAUCUGAUGACUGGAACCCAGCUAGAAAAGAGGCCCAGCAAUUGCGGGAAAAUGGUGUUCUGCAUUGUUGGGGUGCUAACCAGCCCCCUGUGAAAGUUAUGACAAAUGUUAGCGUUCUUGAAGGAACUUCCUUGCAAGAAAUCAAGCAUAAUGAAACUGGCAUCUCUUUUGUGUUGUAAGCAAUAUGCAUCCACCCCAGUCACAAGGAUGCGUAAUUCCCAUGAACUGUUUUAAAUAGGUGUAUAUAUGUGUUAUUUUAAUGAAUUAUGAAGACUCAGGCUGCGCCAAACUCGUGAUAUUAAGUUUAGUACCUUUCCACCUCUUCCAGUUUUCUGUUAAUGUUAAAGCCUCUUCAUUUCUUUCCCUUCCCUUGAGUAUACAUAUUUACCAAUAUGUAUAAUAAAUGCCAUGGAACAGCAUGGCUUACUCGAGCUCAAUAUGCAAGUCUGCUGUUGAUAUAAUAAAUGCAUAACAUUAAUACUAAUAAUUUCUUUGUAUGUCAACAUGUGUUGUGUAAUGAUGCUUUGGGAAGCAUUUGUGAUCAAUGAAGGUGCGCUCUCACUCGUGUCGCGAUGGGUAACGUAAAGAACGUGACAGAAGCCUCCUAGGUUCAUUUCCAAAACCUAAGAAUUUAGCAGGUUCUUGUCGAUACGACCUUGAGCGCACCUCAACAGUGAUCUUUGUUUACCACCUUGUUUUUCCCUUAUAUUUUGUGAUUAUAUUGGCACUGGUCAAAGAUGUUUCACUUCCUCUCUACCAUUUAUAUUAAGUAAGGACAAUCGGCAAAAAGAACAAACUGUUAUACCUGCCUUUUCCCCAUGUAUUUUCGAGCAUUGCUCUGUGGUACUAUCUCUUCUGCACUUUGCAGUUUGACUGUAAAUUAAAUACAAAGUGUGUUUUAUGGGACUUAUUAGUGUAGGCUAUUAUUUAUCAAUAUAAGUUAUUGUGGAUUUACUGGUGUGUUUUAACUUUCUGUUGAUGAAGAUUUGGUCUCAUUCUUUGUUGGGGCAGGAUCCUGGGUGGGGAGGCGUUUAUGUUUGCAGGUUGUGUGUGUGACCCUCUCCCUGUUGUGGCAGCAGGUUGUCUCCGUUUGAUCCUCCCCAGGACGCACCCAGGACCUCUGCUUUUAGGACUAUUUGUAUGUACUGGGUUGCGGUGUUAUUGUGGACAAGAUGAAGAGUGAAGCUUAAUUCUCCUGUCAUCAGCAUUUUUCUCAUUGGAAGUGCAUUUAAGUUUGUUUACAUAAUUCUUAUAUUAUCAGUAUGAAUUAUUUAUAUCCUCCCCUCUCUCCCUCUUUCAAGCAGUAUUGCUCAACUAAAUUAAAUCUUUUUGUUGACAUGAUUACAUUUAUUUGACCAAAUUUUGAGUUGCUGCUAAGUUUUGCUCGUUCCUUUUGUGUAAUCCUUUCAAUGUGGUGGAGUGUCAUGAGGAGUCUCGAGUUGCAGCUCCAGUGUUCAUGUUCAGGGCCCUUCCUGAAAUCCAAGGUGCUUUGUCACACUGCACAUGAAACAAAAACAAAAUGUAUCCUUUCAUACUGUCUGUGAUAUUUACUCUCACUUAUUUACUGGAGAUGCCACUUAAGACCCAUGGCUUUGGGUAUGAUAGUGCUUAAGACAAACCUUUAUAAUAGGUAGUUUUUUAAAUGAGGCUCAAGUCGUUCUAUUAUUUUUAUUACUGGGUCUUUACUUUUAGUGGAAUGUGGAACAAUUUUGCAGGAGUCUGUCCUAGUGGGUUAUGAACGGUUUUAGUGCACAUCAGCAGUUGAAAGUCAAUAGUUGUUGUUAAUGCUGAAUGCUUCGUCCUGGCAAAUGAAAGGUUUCAUGUUUAAGAUUUUAGCAUUGGUACAAGAAAGUUUGAUCUAUUCUAAAUUAUCUCUCUAUGAGGCUAGUGACAUGUACCGGUAAUUAACCAUACUCUUUUAAGCAAUGUUUUAUUUCCUGUGUUCUUAUCACCUUUUCCUUCCUGUUUUCAAUCCCCAAUUAUUUAUUAUAUUGACUUAAGGAAAGUUUGAAGUGGUUUACAUCAUUGAUCCUAAAUCAGUUACCAAAUAGAAAACAGUUGGAAUUAAAUCUACUGGUAAAUUCAAGCAACCUGUAACGACCUAUGCAGGUGUUAAUUAAAUGAUGAUGCAGAUGUUGCCUUUAUUAUCAAAGGAGCAUGGUAUUUGAUGCUUAGAUGCUUGCAUCUCAAUGUUAUGGACUUCUUUUUCUCAAGUGAAAGUAAUCCCUAGCAAACUGAUGGGAUCAGUGAUAAGAUAUUGUUUCAUCAAGGCCAUGAUCUGCCAAGUUAUUCCUAGUUGUAUUUACAUAAUACUGCAUAGGAACCGAGAGGAACUGUCAGUUACUUGCAAUACAUUAUUUGUAUUUUCAUUGUCAAAAUGAUCAUGUAGAAUUUAGUAAUAUACUAGGUAGGGCAGAACACCAUGAUACUGUAAUUUCCUAUAAGUUUGCAGUUCCAUAUUACUCAGCAUUCAGCUUGUUUAAUCAGACAAGUUUGCAUAGGAAUGUAUGGUGUAUAGGCUGCUGCUAUCUUAAGCCAAUCUAGAAAAAUAUAUUUAAUUAAAUGACAGCGAUUCUGCCCUACCUGGUUUUAUAAUGAUGUGACAUACCCUAAGGACUGUGUGAUUAUGAUAAAUAUGUUUCUUUGUGUAAAUAUAGUUGAGUGUUGAAUUAAUUCUCGUCAUCAUUGUUUUCUGAAUGAUGUAAAGCAAACCACUUUUUUUGUCCUUUGUGUACUAUGCAAACUUAAAUGUGUUCGAGAUCUUUAUUCAAGUCUGCAUACAUAUACGAGGUCAAGAACAUGUCCAUGGCUGCAUGCUUGCCAAGUACAUGUGCAUCCUUUUAAGUAUGCACACACAGGUCAUUUGUGUUGAGUAAACAUUUCAGUUUGCAGAGUACCAAACCCUAUAUUCAGAUCUCUGUGAUGUUAUUGAAAAGAAAUGUUUAAAUUGUGAACAAGAUGAGUGAGACAUAAAGGGGAAAAAAUUAAGAAUAUGUGAAAUUGAUCUAGUGAUUGAUGUGUUUUGAGUGCAGUCUUCAACUUCUUUCAGUUUGUGUCUGCACUGUGGACUGAAUACACUAUGGUUUCCUUUCCUUUGAAGUUUAAACAAUUUCAUUUCAAUGUUUGUAACCAACAAAAGUCCAAAAAACAAAUCAUUAUAAUA
Thrips palmi is the source of this 6246-nucleotide messenger RNA. RefSeq lists its product as uncharacterized. Gene Ontology annotation, biological process: protein ubiquitination. NCBI's taxonomy places the organism in Eukaryota, Metazoa, Arthropoda, Insecta, Thysanoptera, Thripidae. Gene Ontology annotation, cellular component: Cul4-RING E3 ubiquitin ligase complex. The coding region runs from base 104 to 3262 and encodes 1052 amino acids. The transcript has 17 exons. The record is from RefSeq and is a predicted model, not a curated record.